UUAUCGCUUCGCCUCUAGCGUCCACGACAAGACGUUAAAAGGAGCUCAGCUUGCUGUAGUCACAUUAGGUGUUCAACCCGUUCACUUCACAUCAUCCAUUGAUACACUAUUGGUGAAAGAACUCUCUGAAUCUAUCAUUUCCAAGAAAAAAAGAAAGAUUUUUCAAGAAACUGGAAGAUAUUUUCACGAUGCGGAUGUCAUGUGCUUCAGUAUCUUUUCCUCCAGAAAACCCCUAUCCUUCGUACCAGCCUCCAAGCCACGAUCCAUCAGCCAUGAGUAUGUACGGUCCUCAACCAAGUACUUUACCCACUGCAGUUUCUCAUUGUGGUAAAAUGGAGCCACGUUUAAUGAACGUUAACGUCAGCUCGUCAUAUCAUGGCUUAAAUGGUGUUAAUUCCAUGGCACCUAUGCUUACUCAUGACCGUGGCCCACCUCCACCGCUACCUCUAGACUUUGGUGUCGACUCGUCAAAACUACGCGAGCUGGAAGCGUUUGCAACACAGUUCAAACUGCGUCGAAUUAAACUUGGUUACACGCAGACUAACGUCGGAGCUGCUCUGGCUGCUGUACAUGGUACUGAUUUCAGUCAAACUACAAUUUGCCGUUUUGAAAAUCUACAAUUGAGCUUUAAAAACGCUUGUAAACUGAAACCAAUUCUUGAUCGUUGGCUGGAAGAGGCAGAGCGCACUGGAGGCGCCUGUGGGGAGAAGUUUGGCUCAGAGAGACGCCGUAAACGAAGGACAACUAUUGGUCUUGCUGCCAAAGAAGCCCUGGAGAACCAUUUUAUGAAACAAACCAAACCUUCGUCUCCCGAGAUCGUUCGAAUCGCCGAUGGUCUUCGGCUCGAUAAAGAAGUAGUUAGGGUAUGGUUCUGCAACCGCCGACAACGGGAGAAAAGAGUGAAAACUUCGCUAAACCUGCAUAACUUCUUGGGUUACAAGACUGAAUGAACUCACUGUAUCAUAGUGAAUGGAAGUUUUGUAAAUAUCAGAAACACUUACGCACUGAGUUCAGCAUGCAUUUCUAUGUUUAAGCAAACGACAAACGUUUACUGAUUUCAUGAACAAUAAAAAAGGAAGUUGUUAAUUAAAACAUAAUUCGAGAACAAAUAAUCACAAUGCGAUUAAAAGCUCUCGAAUGCUGUAAAAUAUGUACAAUUGGCCUAUUGUAAUGGACAAUAACUUCACAACAAUGCUAUGAUGGAAUGCUUUUGAAUCGAAACUAUGUACUUGAAUGGAAACUUUCUUAAUUGAAACAUUGUUCCACAUGCACGAUUAUUGCAUGAUCAACGCACAGCUAAUAUAAGUAGUAUACCGGGAUGAGAAUCGACCAUCAGACUAUGUUACAUCUGUAAUCAUUACUAAUUGCUUGUUUUGGGUUGUUUACGAUGUUACAUCUUUAUUCUUUUGAAAUAAAUAAACAUGGCUGUAG
Molecule: messenger RNA, 1431 nt
Organism: Exaiptasia diaphana
Lineage: Eukaryota; Metazoa; Cnidaria; Anthozoa; Actiniaria; Aiptasiidae
Product: pituitary-specific positive transcription factor 1
Exons: 1
Coding region: 189-950 (253 amino acids)
Biological process (GO): regulation of transcription by RNA polymerase II
Molecular function (GO): RNA polymerase II cis-regulatory region sequence-specific DNA binding; DNA-binding transcription factor activity, RNA polymerase II-specific
Source: RefSeq, a predicted model, not a curated record